CUGUUUGUCAUCCCCUUUCCACUACCCACCCAUGGCUCCAGCCUGCAACACUCUCUUAUUCUUCGUAUUCUUCACAUUCCCCCUUUCAAUCUUCUCCGCAGCCUCCAUCCACUUCCAUCACCCACUUGACCCACUCACCCUACAGGAGCUCGACCAAGUCCGAACCAUAAUCACUGCAUCGCACCACAACCUCACCUUCCAUUACGUGGGCUUAGACGAACCAGACAAGUCAAUCGUCGCCUCAUGGCUCGCCCAUCGCACAACCGCCAAAACACCACCUCGCCGAGCCCUCGUUAUCGCCCGACUCAACCACCAAACCCAUCAAUUCAUCGUGGACUUGUCCACCCACUCCAUCGUUUCCGAUGAAAUCUACAGUGGUUCCGGAUUCCCUAUGCUCACUUUUGAAGAACAGACGGCUGCCAAUUCAUUGGCGCUAACGCACGCGCCGUUUCGGGCGUCUGUCGGCAGAAGGGGGCUUAAGAUGGAGGAGAUUGUGGGCUUAAGCUAUACUGUGGGGUGGUACGGUGAGGAGGGAACUAGCAGAAGGAUUGUGAAGGUUAUGUUCUGUUACUUGGAUGGGACAGUCAAUUUGUACAUGAGGCCUAUAGAGGGGAUAACGGUGACCGUUGAUUUAGACGAGAUGAAGGUCAUCGCAUAUCACGACAGAUUGAUGGUUCCCGUGCCCAAAGCAGAUGGGACGGAUUUCAGAGAAUCGAAGCAGAAGCCGCCCUUUGGUCCGCGUCUGAAGGGUAUCACAGUCGUCCAACCAGAUGGACCCAGUUUUACCAUCCACGGCCACCAAAUCAGUUGGGCGAAUUGGGAUUUCCACCUAGCAUUUGACAUGCGAGCGGGUCCGAUCAUAUCAGUAGCGUCCAUAUACGAUGUGGAGAAAAAAGAGCAGCGACGAGUUUUGUACAGAGGGUAUAUAUCAGAGCUAUUCGUCCCAUACAUGGACCUAACUGAAGAAUGGUACUUUAGAACAUUUUUUGAUGCAGGCGAGUAUGGGUUCGGGCUAUGUGCCAUGCCACUUCAGCCCCUCACAGACUGCCCAGAAAAUGCAAUCUUCAUGGAUGGUUACGUGACUGGCCAGAAUGGGACGCCUGUGAAUAUGACUAAUGUUUUUUGUAUCUUCGAACGCUAUUCUGGGGAUAUCAUGUGGCGUCACACAGAGGCUGAGAUUCCUGGAAAAUUGAUUACCGAGUCUCGGCCGGAGGUCAGUCUGGUGGUGAGGAUGGUAUCGGCUGUGGGCAACUAUGACUAUAUCAUUGACUGGGAAUUCCUGCAAAGCGGCUCUAUAAAACUUUCGGUUGGGUUGAGUGGGGUGCUUGAAGUGAGAGGAACCGCUUACACUCACGUAGAUCAAAUACAUGAGGAAGUCUAUGGUACACUUUUGGCCGACAAUACCCUUGGUGCAUACCAUGAUCAUUUCCUUACAUAUCAUCUUGAUCUUGACGUGGAUGGUGAUACCAACUCCUUUGUUAAGUCCAAUUUGCGAAAGACGCUAGUGAGUGGCAACAGAUCACCUAGGCGGAGUUAUUGGACGGUUGUGAGCGAGACGGCUAAGACAGAGUCUGAUGCUAAGAUCCAAUUGGGUUUGAAGCCGGCUGAGCUUUUAGUCGUGAAUCCGAACAAGAGAACAAAAGUUGGGAAUUACGUGGGUUAUCGUUUGAUCCCAGGAUCUGUUGUAGGCCCGCUUCUAACCGACGAUGAUUACUCACAAAGGCGUGGAGCAUUCACUAGAUACAAUGUUUGGAUCACACCCUACAAUAAGUCUGAAAAAUGGGUUGGAGGACUAUACACUGAUCAAAGCCGAGGGGAUGACACUUUAGCUCAAUGGAGCCUCAGGGAUAGGGAAAUAGAAAACAAGGAUAUAGUUAUGUGGUACACAAUGGGCUUCCAUCAUGUGCCUUAUCAAGAAGAUUUUCCAUUGAUGCCAACGAUAAGUGGGGGGUUUGAGCUGAGGCCGUCCAAUUUCUUUGACAGCAAUCCAGUUCUCAAAGUAAAGCCUCCCAGGCAAGUCAAGUGGCCAAGUUGUCCCACAUCGAUAAGCGACUUGCCUUAGAUUAUGCUUGGAGUACACUAUGCAUCAUCCUAUUAGUAAUGAUUUUAAUAUUUUUCCCAAGGAUCAUACCGUGUUUAAAAUCAUGUGGAGUAACUGUAGCAAUUACGUCUGCAUAUUUUGAUGGGUUAAUGAAAAUAAAAAGCACUCAAUUGGCCCUUUUCAAA
Vitis riparia (riverbank grape) is the source of this 2226-nucleotide messenger RNA. Its product is annotated as primary amine oxidase-like. Lineage: Eukaryota; Viridiplantae; Streptophyta; Magnoliopsida; Vitales; Vitaceae. Gene Ontology annotation, biological process: amine metabolic process. The record is from RefSeq and is a predicted model, not a curated record. The transcript is spliced from 5 exons. Gene Ontology annotation, molecular function: quinone binding; primary methylamine oxidase activity; copper ion binding. The coding region runs from base 32 to 2062 and encodes 676 amino acids.